CAUCAAACAACAUGGAAGGUCCAGUUAAAACAUUCAAGAUCCCAGAAAAAGUACGAAAGAAAAUUGAUUAUGAAAGACUACUAAGAAUGCCAAAGCAUAAACCUCAGAGAUCUAAGUAUGAUAAAAACAGUUUAGUGACAGUUAAAACGGUAAACGUGCAGACCAAAGAGGAUAAUUUUAACCUAUUCGAUAUGCCUUGGAUCUCUAAUCUCCGAGUCAUGGACAAAGCAGAGGAAGUAAAACUCCAAAAGAAGGUCAGCAAAGAGUCCACCGUCCCCGCUCCUCCAAGUUUCUAUGAUGAUGACCUCCAGAAAUGAACUCAAAAAACAAAGUUGGCUUCUAAGAAAAAUGAGGUGCCGAGUAAAUACAAAUAAUGUGGACUUUGAAAUGAAUGGAAAUCCUAAUGAAUUAGGGCAUAUUAUUAAGCACAAUACAGGAGGAUCUCCCACAAGGUCUCAGAUCAAUUUUGGGUUUGGUUUGAGGAAAUAUAAGAGCUCUACUAAUUUCCAAAGCCCUCAACCAUGGAAAUUCCCUGGUAUUAAAGGUGCAAAAGAAGCUAUUGCUAAUGAUACAAUUGGUUUUGUUUCCCCUAUUAAGGCAUCUAGAACUGACAGAGGAGGGAGUACUAAAUAAAUUUAUGAAGAAUAUAUACAGCGAUAAAUUCCCUCAAAGAAAUGCGAAUGCAAUCAGGCAUAUGUUUGGACAAACUUCCCAAGUAGGCUCCAUCAAAUGGGAGUCAGGCCUCAGGUGGAAUUCUGACAAACAUACCUAUAAAAAUUAAAUAGAAGAUAACUCAUAGAAUAGCUACGCUAAAAUAUUUUAGUUGUAAUUAUUAUCCUGGCAGAUAUAUGC
This is a messenger RNA of Moneuplotes crassus, 852 nucleotides long. Lineage: Eukaryota; Ciliophora; Spirotrichea; Euplotida; Euplotidae. The record is from the annotation of a GenBank genome assembly.